Neurospora crassa OR74A is the source of this 5010-nucleotide messenger RNA. RefSeq lists its product as hypothetical. Gene Ontology annotation, molecular function: calcium-dependent cysteine-type endopeptidase activity. Gene Ontology annotation, biological process: proteolysis. Gene Ontology annotation, cellular component: cytoplasm. NCBI's taxonomy places the organism in Eukaryota, Fungi, Ascomycota, Sordariomycetes, Sordariales, Sordariaceae. Bases 1633 to 4656 code for a protein of 1007 amino acids. The transcript is spliced from 3 exons. The record is from RefSeq and is a predicted model, not a curated record.
UCGUUCAGGUCAUCGUUCCCUUGUCCCACCACCCGCAUCGCCUUUCGUCAACCGCACCGACCGACCGAAAUCAUUGCCCUUUCUGUUGCCAUCACCAUCUAGGCAGAUCAGGGAUUCGCCAUCCCCCUCACGAUACGCGAGCAGGCAUCAUGAGCACUGGGACGGUAUGGGGAAGCGGAAGUGGAAAGGCACAGACAGCAUGAGCACAGCACAGGAGAUGAUGAUGGCCGGCGACGAGGACGACAUCAUCAGCCAGUCAACAUGUUCACCGGCCGGCUAGGCGCUUCUUUCUCUCUUUACUAUCUGUGGACUCGGCCAUGGACAAUUUGAUAGGUGAUACUGCUUACGGUGUACACCGUCACCAUGGCGCGGUUUGCCCAAUAUCGCGAGGCCUCGACUUUGGUCCAGCUCUAUCAACCCUUAAAGUCGCUCAGAGAGUGUACCACACCACAAGAGGAUGCCGUGCGCCUUCACACGGUCCAGGACCUCAACGUCCUGCGAUAUGGGCAGCCAAUCAUGGCCAAUCACCAAAGGCCCAAACACCAAAAAGGGAUCUACCAAAAACCACCGCCUCCACCACCUCCACCACGUCCCGCUCGCAGCUCGUCAUCUUCGAUACCUCCGAAUGGCGCCUUUUCCAACGGCCUAGUCGGUCUUGACUGGCCCUUGCAGGGUCUUGUCCCCUGCACCUCUGUGGUGCUUGCCUUGAUGGCUUGUGGCCUGCGAGAGAGCAGUCAUGCAAUGCUGGCUUGUCAGCUUGUACACACCACAGUAGUGUAAGUUAUGGCCCAACGGCUAGACUGUGGUUGGAAAGUUCCUAUCCCGCUCGAACACGCGACGUGGUCAACCUCUUUGUACCUUCAGCCAGUUGCGGUGCCGCGGGAAUCGCGAGAUAUAUAUUAUGACGUUGAUGACCGGCGGCCAUCGUCGUCCUGCUUGCCCAUCCCACCGGCCUUUUCCUAGACAUCUGUCGUCUCGACUCUUUGUGUUUCCAACAAGGGACACCCAGCGUCGGUGUAUGGUUGAUAGUGUAAGCUUCAGCAACGCGGCAAAAGGUUCGUGGAUAGUCUUUGUUGUCUGUGUGUCUUUCAUUGUUACAGCGAGGUAUCCCGCCGGCCCCCCCAGUUGGACCCCUCGGAACACCCUCGAGGACCCUUAUCGCAGACAAGUGAUCGACCAGAGUCAGUCGAUCGCUUCUAGAACGCUUACCCUACCUAUCAUCCGCCACCGCCCAUCCGUUUUUCGCAGCUCGAGCCCAGGACCCCAACAUACUGGGGGCUCGUGUCCCCCUGCUUGUCGCGUUUCGGUCGCCUGCCGCCUCUCGUGGACCCUUACACACUUUGGGCCUCACCUUGGGGCUAUAAAUCUCCCUGUUCCAGUUCCUGUUUCUUUGUUGGGAUGAGGAACCAUUUAUUGCUGCGAGUUAUCCAAGCUGUCUUACUCGCUGGCCCAACAUAUAUCAAACCUUCGUUUGAUAGUUGAGUGUGUUUCGGUCCAACCAUAUAACCUUUCACCACGUCAGCACGCCCCGGCGGCGUUUCCUCCUCUUGCCCUCGCUUCUCGCUAUCUGAACCUCCAUCCGGAUACGAUAUCUCCAUCCGAUCGAGGUCCAGUUAGACUUAGUUGCCCAUCAUGCACGGCUACUCGUCGUCCUCCGAGUCGGACGAGGAAUACAGCUAUCGUCGGAACAAGGGGAAGAUUCCGGUCCCCGCCAACUCCAGCGAAGCCACCAAGAAACAGAAGAAGAAGCUCAAGCUACCUCCUCAACAAUCCAUAAACCGCAUCUGGAAACGUUUCAGCAGCAAGAGGUUCCACAAGGCUUUGGCAAUCUUGCCCUUCGAUCCUGUCUUGCCGCCCACCAUCUCCGACCGGUCUAAUGAACUGCUCAACGAGGGGUACGAGCGAGCUGCUGAAGAAUGCCGAAGAAAAGUCAGAAAGAUUAUUCAAGAAUGCAAGAGGGUGAACACACGGUAUCGGGAUCCCGGCUGGGACUUGGACUGGGAUCUUAAGAUGGAAAAGGGUCACUGCCUAAACAGCUUGGGCCGAACCAAGUUUGAUUUGAGCGCGUCUACAUUGCAAAACCCCAACUCUACCGUGCCCAAAGCGGUAAAGCGUGUACACGAGAUCUACGAGAAGCCUACAUUCAUGGCCAAGAUUGAGGGCUCGGACGUCAAGCAGGGCAGCUUGGGAGACUGCUGGCUGAUUGCUAGCUUGUCUGGCCUUGCCAACGUUAAGGAUGGUAUCCAACGGAUAUGCGUCGAAUACGACACCCGGAUCGGCAUUUACGGAUUUGUCUUUUACAGAGAUGGCGAGUGGAUCUACUCAAUUAUCGAUGACAAGUUGUACCUCAAGUCGCCUUGCUGGGAUUCACCUAGCAUGCAGCGUAACUUGCUACAGCAAAUCGAUCGCGAAGAUGUCGAACGGGUGUAUCGUCAAACUUAUCAGACCGGUUCCAAGGCCCUCUUUUUUGGCCAAUGCAAGGACCAGAACGAGACCUGGGUGCCUUUGAUCGAGAAGGCCUAUGCCAAGGCUCAUGGCGACUAUGCUUCCCUGUCCGGAGGAUGGAUUGGCGAGGGUUUGGAAGAUCUCUCUGGCGGUGUUACAACCGAGCUGCUGGCUUCCGACAUCCUCGACCUUGACGGGUUCUGGGAAAACGAACUCAGCAGGGUCAACGAUGAGUUCCUGUUCGGUUGCAGCACAGGCUUGCUUGACGGCGGUUAUGGCGAGCGUGAAGGCAUUUCCGAAGGGCAUGCCUACGUCGUAAUGGAAGCAAGGACAUUGAAAGACGGCACACGUCUCGUCAAGCUUAGGAAUCCCUGGGGUAAGACCAAAAAGGGAAUUUGGGAAGGCGCGUGGUCGGACGGUUCCAAGGAGUGGACCACCGAUGUCCAGGAAGAGCUCGGUCAUCAGUUCGGCAGCGACAGCGUCUUCUGGAUUUCCUACGAAGACCUGUUGCGCAAGUAUCAGCACUUUGACCGCACUCGUCUGUUCCGCGACCCUGACUGGCGUUGCUGUCAGAGAUGGAUCGGUGUCGAGGUGCCAUGGAAGCCUCAGUACAACGAGAAAUUCCACUUCAAGCUGACUCGUGAGUCGCCCUUGGUAUUGGUCCUCAGCCAGCUCGACAACCGGUACUUCAAGGGUCUCCAUGGUCAAUACUCCUUCCGUCUACACUUCCGUGUCCACGAACAACAUAGGCCCAACGCUGAAGACUACAUUGUCCGUAGCCACGGUAACUAUUUGAUGGACCGGUCAGUAUCUAUUGAGCUGCCCUCCAUGUUACCUGGCAACUAUAGUGUCUUCAUCAGCGUCAUUGGAGAGCGCAACACCAAUCAGCCCAGCAUUGAGGAUGUGGUGAAGCGGGAAUGCAAGAAGCGUGUCGAGAACGAGAAGCUCGCCCAAGUCGGAUAUGCCUACGAUCUUGCCCACAGCAAGGCUGCCGCCCAUCUGGAAGCUGUGAAGGCCCUUCGGAAGAAGGCCGACCAGAAGAAGGCUAGCGAUGCUCGUCAGAAGGAGCGUCAUCGUUUGUGGGAAAAGCGUCACCUCAACCGCCAGAUCACCAAGAAGCAGGGUCGCAAGAACAACCAGAAACUCGAGGCCAAGCAAGCCGCGCGCGAGGAGAAGAAGCGUCGUGAGGAGGAACUGAAGCCAAAGGAUGUCGGUGUUCAGACUGAGGAGACCAAGAACCAGGAGAAGCCAGAGGAGAAGAAGGCCGAUGAAACAAAGCUCGUCGAACAAGCCAAGAAGACCGAGUCGGGCUCUGAUACUGACAAGCAAGACGUUAAGGCUGCCGAGGCUAACGGAAGUCCUCAAGGCACACCUCUUGCCACGCCUGCUGAGACACCAGCGGUCGAGAAGACCGAGAGUCAAGCUUCCGGUGGCGUGAGCGCUGUGACCAAGGCUGAAGAGAAGUCUGAUCACAAGGCCGACCAAGAAGGCAAUGUUCCUUCAUCGGGCAGCUCCGAAGCCUCUAGCGGUCCUUCCUACACUCCCAAGACUGAUAACUCCGUAGCCGACGCUGCAGAUGAGAAAGACAAGGAGAAGGUCCCUGUCCCUCCUGCUACCGACUCCAAGGUAUCUGGUGGACCUCCUGCUGCCGCUGAGAAGAAGUCCGAGGACAAGCCCGCCGCUAAGAGCAGUCCACCGAAGAAGAAGUCACCCAACAUGUACGUCACUUCGGAUGGUGAGUCGAGCGCCUCCCCCAUCGAAGACUGGGAAGAGCUCUAUAGCUCCGACGACAUGACACGCAAGCCGCGCAUGAACGCAGCUCCUGCUCCCGGAAGCGUCAUGGUCAGCAAGUACAAGGACGAUACCGAGGACGAAAACGAGCCGGAUCCGUGGAAUGCUAUCUGCGUCGUCGGUCUUCGGGUGUACUCCAAGGACGAGGAUCUCGAGCUGCGCAUCGUCAUGGAGGGCGGCGAGCUUGAGGAAGGCGGUAUGGGUGAGAAGGGUGGAGUCGAUCUCGAUAACGCUCAGGCCAAUGCUGGUGGUGCGAGAAUCAGGAAGGAGGGUGAAGGAGAAGAUGCGUAUGAGGGCGAUAGUGAGGAGGAGAGGAAGAAGGGAAAGCAUAAGCAGAGGAGGUAUUCGGUUAUUGUGCAAAAGGGUAAGGGUGAGGAGGAGUAUGAAAGUGCGGUGGAGAGUCAGAAGGAGGCUUGGUGAUGGGCUUAGACUGCAUUUGAGCGCGAGCAUGCAUUAGAGGAGAGCGAUUGCGGUUGUUUGGGUUCUUUACUUGUUUAAUCUUUGGGCACAUGGAUGGGUUCGAUCCCCAUUCUAUCUUUUCUGGCAUUCAAAGGCGAGGGAACACAUCACACACGGACCCAAGGUAAUGAUCUGGAUAGACGGCGUUCAGGCUUACUUUGGAUGGGUGACAGAAGUGGUACGGAAUGGUGGUGGAUGAUACCUAGUGUUUUGGUUAGCAUGGCAAUUUACUGAGCUCGAACUCCACUUGAUCAAUUUGCCCAUAUCAAUAUCUUUUUGAUACAAUUAUACAAGUGAACUUGAUGAAAUUUGAAG